GGAUGCGGCCAGCUGUGGCCACACACCAUGGGCGCUCACCAGUCGGCGCGCGCCUGCUCGCGGGGCCCCGCUGACCAGGAAGUUAAUUUCGACCACUUCCAGAUACUGAGAGCGAUAGGGAAGGGCAGUUUUGGCAAGGUGUGCAUCGUGCAGAAGAAGGACUGCAAACGCAUGUUCGCCAUGAAGUACAUGAACAAGAGCGCCUGCGUGGAGAGGGACGCGCUGCGCAACGUGCUGCGAGAGGUGGACAUCCUCGCCUCGCUGGAGCAUCCCUUCCUUGUCAACCUCUGGUUCUCCUUCCAAGAUGAGGAGGACCUGUUCAUGGUGUCGGACCUGCUGCUGGGCGGCGACCUGCGCUACCACAUCUCGCAGCGCGUGCGCUUCUCGGAGGCGUGCGUGCAGCUCUACGUCUGCGAGCUGGCCAUGGCGCUCGACUACCUGCACAGCCGCCGCAUCGUGCACAGGGACGUGAAACCAGACAACAUACUUCUCAACGAGGAGGGUCACGCCCAUCUGACGGACUUCAACAUCGCCACCGUCCUCGAGCCUGGCCAGCUGGCGACAUCCAUGUCGGGCACCAAGCCGUACAUGGCGCCCGAGAUCUUCGAGUGCGCGGCGGACGCGUGCCUGGGCUACGGCCCGCCGGUGGACUGGUGGUCGCUGGGCGUGGUGGCGUUCGAGGCGCUGUGCGGCGCGCGGCCCUUCGACAUCCACUCGGGCACCUCCGUGGCCGAGGUGCGCGCGCUGCUGCAGCGCGGCGCCGCACUGCCCGCCGCCUGGUCGCCCAGCACCCGCGAGCUGGUCGCCGCGCUGCUGAGCGUGCGGCCAGGUGCCCGGGUCAGCUCCAUGGAGGAGCUGCGCAAGCUGCCAUGCUACGCGCGCACGGACUUCGCCGCUGUGCUGCGGAAGGAAGUUAAGCCCGACUUUGUGCCUCCGAAGGACCAUCUCAACUGCGAUCCUACUUUUGAGCUGGAAGAGAUGAUAAUUGAAACCCGACCACUUCACAAGAAGAAAAAACGCCUUGCCAAGCAGCGCUCUUUGCGAGAGAUACAGGGGUCAGUGAGUGUUGAUAUGGUUGACUGCGACCUGCCAGCGGAGAAUCAGCUGAGUCACGUCCCGGAGUUCAGAGUGUACAACCGCGAGAGGGUGCUGGCGAUGGAGCAGAAGGAGAAGGCGUGGGAGGAGGAGCUGGCGGCGGCCAUGGCGGCGUCGGAGGCGGUCUCCGCCGUGGUGCCAGCCGCCGCCCUGUCACCCCACAGCGCCUCCUGCCCGCGGCUCGACAGCACUGGCGCCCCCAGCUCCGGCAACAACAGCAGCAGCAACGGCAACGGCAACGGAAACAACAACAGCAGCAGCAGCAACAGCAGUGCAGCGCAUCACGGAGACCGGCAGCGAGCGCGCUCCGGGUUGCUGCACCGCCACCAGGGGGUCAGCUUCGACGCCGCCAUGAACCACCUGCACGACGCCAAGGCGCCGCACCCGGCGCAGCAGGGCGGCAAGGGAGACCGCGGCAGCGACGUGCUGCGGCCCGCGACCACCACACCCCUCUGCCAGUGACCGCGCCUCGCGCUCGGCCUCAGCUACGAAUCUUCCGUCUGAGUCUCCACGUCUCCCCGCGUGGGUGAGCGUCGCCGCGGUUCUCGCAGUAGUGCCGGAGUAAGCUGACGUAUUGUGCGGUGCGUGCUGCAGGACCGAGGACACUCAUUCGAAAUCUCAGUAAGGAGAGGCGAUCUAAAAUGGAAGACUGAAAGCGAAUUCACUUUUGAC
Schistocerca piceifrons (Central American locust) is the source of this 1767-nucleotide messenger RNA. Its product is annotated as serine/threonine-protein kinase 32A. Bases 28 to 1557 code for a protein of 509 amino acids. The transcript is spliced from 10 exons. Gene Ontology annotation, molecular function: G protein-coupled receptor binding; G protein-coupled receptor kinase activity; ATP binding. Gene Ontology annotation, biological process: protein phosphorylation; regulation of signal transduction; G protein-coupled receptor signaling pathway. NCBI's taxonomy places the organism in Eukaryota, Metazoa, Arthropoda, Insecta, Orthoptera, Acrididae. The record is from RefSeq and is a predicted model, not a curated record.